Molecule: messenger RNA, 2593 nt
Organism: Eurypyga helias (sunbittern)
Lineage: Eukaryota; Metazoa; Chordata; Aves; Eurypygiformes; Eurypygidae
Gene: NUP153
Product: nucleoporin 153kDa
Exons: 6
Biological process (GO): RNA export from nucleus; protein import into nucleus
Cellular component (GO): nuclear pore
Molecular function (GO): structural constituent of nuclear pore
Source: RefSeq, a predicted model, not a curated record
GGAAUUCAGUGCCUGUGACCAGUAGCAGUGUUUCCGCAUUUUCUGUGACUUCUGGAGGAUUUCUGGAUUUAGACAAAUUCCAAAAGCCUGAAGGAAGCUGGGAUUGUGAGGUCUGCUUUGUCCAAAACAAAGCAGAAGCCACGAAAUGUGUAGCCUGUGAAAGCCCAAAGCCAGGCACCAAAGCAGAGCUCAAAGGUUUCGGUGCUGAUGCGGUGUCCACAAAUGCUUCAGUGCCAUCAUUUACAUUCGGCAUCCAGUCAUCCUCCUCUGAAUCUUCUCAUACCUUAAGCAGCGCAGGAAGUUUUAAAUUUGGAGACCCAGGAAGCUUCAAAUUCGGUAUUGCAUCUGAAUCAGCAUCCUCCAGCCCCGUGACUGGAGGAUUUAAGUUUUCUGUGAGUGGAGGGGACUUCAAAUUUGGAGUUUCAUCCUCAGACUUGAAAUCAGAAGACAGUAAAAAAGAAGAUAAAAGUAACAGUUUUACCUUUGGACUUCCACCUACAAGUAGUCCAGCUCCUUCAGCGUUUCAGUUUGGGACAGCGAGCCUGGGACAGCAGGAAAAGAAAGAGGAACCAGGUCUGGGAGGCUUUGGCUUUGGCACGAGUUCUACUUCUUCCAUAGCUACCAGUGAGAAUAAAACCGGAGUCAGCGGCUUCACCUUUGGAACUGCGGCAGAAAAGGAGGUGGCAUCACCUGCUCCUGCAUUUAAGAAAUCGGAGGAGAAAAAGGAGGAAGCCCUUUCAGCAAAGGGAGACUUCUCUUUUGGCAGUGUGGAGUCUGCCCCCGCCUCACAGUUUGUUCUGGGAAGGACAGAAGAGAAGCAGGACUCUGUCAUUUCUGCCGCUCCACUAGCAUUUGGCAAGAAGGCUGACACUGAGGAGUUAAAGGCGCAGCCUGUCUUCUCAGCUGGGACGGCUGAGCAUACCAAAGAGGAGAGCACAGCAAAACCCAUAUUCAAUUUCAGUUUCGGUAAACCAUCGGAGAAGGAAGCUGAGCAGGCAAAGUCAUCUUUUGCGUUUGGGGCACAAACCAGUACUUCAGGAGCAGCAAAGCCAUCCUUCAGCUUCUUGAGCUCUAGCUCCUCCAGCACAGUCGUACCCACUGCUUCAGCCAACAGCAGCAGCGUGUUCGGAAGUGCCAUCUCAUCCUCAAAUCCUCAGCCAGUUCCCGCUCCCUUUGUGUUUGGACAACCCAGCAACACUGUGAGCAGUUCUGUUUUCGGCAAUUCCGCAGAAUCUGCAGCAUCUCAGUCUUUUGGCUUCUCUCAAGAAAACAAGCCAGCAACCACAUCUUCCGGCACAUCUCUUGGUUCGUUUCUCUUUGGAUCAGGAGAAACCAGCACCAGUGCAGCAAAUUCAGGCUUUACCUUUGCAGCCACAACCACAUCCAGUUCAACAGGGUCGUCCUCUUCGUUCCUGUUUGGCUCUGGGCCUUCAGCGCCUGCUGCCUGCCCAGCGUUUGGUGCCAGCCAGCCACCAGCAUUUGGCCAGAGCCAAGGGUCCAGUCAGCCAAGCGCUCCAAGUUUCGGAUCGCUGUCGACAACGCUGUUUUCAGCUGGCGCUCAGCCAGCCCCUCCUGCCUUCGGCUCCGUGACGACCAGUACUCAGCCCUCUGUGUUUGGACAGCAAGCGACCCAACAGCCAGGUUUUGGCUCUGGUACCCCCGGUGCCGGUUUGCUAUUCCAGUUUGGAAGUAACACUUCUAAUUUCAACUUCCCAAGCAACCCGGGAGUAUUUACUUUUGAUGCAAAUCUUCCUGCACCAGCAGCACCGGCACAGCCUUCCAGCUGUUCGGGAUUUUCGUUCAGCCAGCCUCCAGCAUUUACAGUGGGGACUAAUGGGAAAAAUGUUUUCUCUGCCUCUGGAUCAUCAGUUUCUGGUCGGAAGAUAAAGACUGCAGUUAGACGUAGAAAAUAAUCGCCCGGUCGGUAAAGCGACUUCCGAAGCAGCUACCGCCCUGCAUUUGUUCUGUUGUUGGGAUCGUACCUCAUGCUGGGUUAGCUGAAGUCAGAUCUGCCUAAAGAAAUAAAAACCUGCUUCCCUUUCCUCCCCUCUCCCCUCGUUCAUUUUUUUCUUUUGGGUAAGGAAUAGAGUUGGCAACAAGGCCCUUCCCGAGCGAAACUGUUGUAUACUCCAGCGAGUUCUUUUCCGCCACUGACUCAGCGUGGUCUGGCUGUAGCCGCGAGUAGAGCCUGCGCAGCGAAUGGCUUGUACAAUACCUCUUCAUCCGCACCGCUCUGUGCGCUCAUCCGCGUUUACUGACGCCUCCGAGUCGCAAUGACGUCAGCGAGGGAUGCUGUGUAGCGUAGAGGGUGUUGGUAACGAGUGACUUCUAUGCUGAGUUUGUGCUGGUGUAUGUGUGAAGUGAGUGAGUUUGGGUGUACCGUGCACUAAAAGUUUCUGAUAGGGGACGACUGAUUACAGGAUGAUCUGUGCUAAGGACUUGUUAGAUCUGUAGUUCUUCAUUUAAUAAUUAUAUGCUAUUUCUAUAUUUUCAUUCUUACAGCCCUUUAUCACCUGUCUCGCCUUCGUUAUUUUAUUAUGAAACGUGUAAAUACAAUUUUGUUCCUCUAUGUACUUUUUUGGCAUAACGGAUC